This is a messenger RNA of Clunio marinus, 435 nucleotides long. Lineage: Eukaryota; Metazoa; Arthropoda; Insecta; Diptera; Chironomidae. The record is from the annotation of a GenBank genome assembly.
AUGCAAUCAACCACUGCUUGCUCUACAAAAAAGAAAAUUUCAAUAUCUAAUGUUGGUGAACUUCUCGUUAUGUCCAUCAAAGCGAAACGAUGGUGUUUUAGUCACUAUAGCAACAUACACAUUACAAUCAGCACUACUUUGAUGGCUAUCGUAACUACACGUCCGACAAAAAGAGCGAAAGAGAGAAUGGUCGGCAUGAGAGCAUGGAAAUUAUUUUUAAACCAAACAACCUCGUCGCUGUGUCAUCAAGAAUCGGGUAGAUCUUACUAUGUAAGAAGUGUCACAGUGACGAACGGAUUGGUCAGACAAAUUGUCACUAAACAGGAUGUAGAACAUGUAAAUUUGAUGAAAGAUUCAGCACAGGUUCACCACAAGUUCUCUUUCGCUCUUUCCAUUCAACUUGACUCAGAAAUGGGUGGAGCACGAAUAACGUAA